Naegleria lovaniensis is the source of this 813-nucleotide messenger RNA. RefSeq lists its product as uncharacterized. The record is from RefSeq and is a predicted model, not a curated record. The coding region runs from base 1 to 813 and encodes 270 amino acids. Gene Ontology annotation, biological process: signal transduction. Gene Ontology annotation, cellular component: cytoplasm. The transcript is spliced from 2 exons. Lineage: Eukaryota; Heterolobosea; Eutetramitea; Acrasida; Naegleriidae.
AUGUUGCAACAACAACCACUCCACAACGAUCCAUACAUUUCUGUACCUUCUCUUCUCUCACGAUUGGAUUUUCAAACACGAGAGGAUUAUUUUGAGAUGGCCAAACUUUGUGAACAAGCUGAGCAUUAUCAAGAAAUGAAUUAUUGCAUGUGUAUGAUGGCCAUUCGAUACAGCACUAUUCAAGAAUUUACUUCCGACGAGAAUCAUUUACUUUCCGUUUCUUUUUCAAGACAAAUUGCCGAUCGAAGAUCGUCUUUGAGAUCGUUGGCACACAAAUUAUAUUCAACCUCUCAGCAAGCACGAGAACAUGCUCUCGUUUGCAAUUACUUUCACAAAAUUGAAAAUGAAUUGGAACACGUCUGUCAACAAGUAUUUCAUAUUUUAGAAAAUUAUUUAAUUCCGAAUAGUUCCCAAAUAGAGAAUCAAGUGUUUUAUUACAAAAUGUUGGGAGAUUAUUGUCGAUAUUUAUUGGAAGUGAAAUCAAUAACAUUGGAUGGCAUUGAUGUGAAACAAAAAGGACUGGACUCUUACAGUACAGCAUUGACAAUGGCUCAGAAAGGUCUCUCACCAUUCUCACUUUCUCGUCUUGGUCUCGUGUUGAAUUAUUGUGUAUUCAUGUAUGAGAUGUGUCGAAAACCAUUGAUGGCCAUUCAAAUGGCACAAAAGGCUUGUGAUGAAGCACAGCAAGCUCUUGAGGAUCAGCAGCCUUUGGAUGCUUCUACUGUGAAAGCUGCAAAAAGUGUCAUGCAAUUAUUGAAAGAUAAUGUGGCUUUUUUCAUUCAAGAGAGUGAAAUUGACCCAGAUGAAUUGUGA